UCAUCGAGAAGGGACGAAGGAUUGAUUGACCAGGGGAAGAUUCUUGACGCGCACAAAAACUUCCAUUUCAGCCCUGAUCCGAAAAUUUGAUUGAAUGCGAUAAUCAUACUCGUCUCGUAAUCCUUAAAUCCGUUAACUCCAUCCAAUUCAUUCCAUUCUCCUCUGUUUGUCCGUCUUUUAUUCGUUUGAACCUCAUUGGGGAAUUGCAUGUGACCUUGAGGAGAAAACUAUCCGGUUCAUUUUUAAAGAAAUUCAAUCCUGUGCCAAUUGAGCCAAUUGACCGGGUCAUCCAAGCAAGCAAGAGUGAGUAUCCUUCCCACCUUCUUCCUGCAUCUGAAGUUGAUCAUCCGAAGGCAUCAACUUCAAUAUCAAUCAAUUCGUCAUCUAUCUGCCUUGGAGAAAAAAAGAAUUAUACUACAACUGGUCUUACAUAUCUCUCAAACUUCUACUGUACUCCAACUCAAUCUUAUUUAAUUGAAUACAUAUAAACAAAUACAAAUACAAAUACAAAUACACCACCAUCUUAGGUUUUUCAUCAUUCAGAAGCGCCACCCCUCAAUCCUUAGGUUCAAAAGAGAGUCGCUAUUUGGGACUUUCUUUGGAUAUCGAAUAUCAAAAAGUUAAAGUCACUUUACUCACCCUUACACAACUCUCCCCUCCAAACUUCAAACAGCGCGUUUGUUUGACGGCAUAGCUGUCAAAUGAACCUGCAAUUGUUUACCUUUUGAGAUUUUGAAGUAAGUUUUUGAUCAUUUUUCUAAGAUUGGUGUAAGCUCUGAGUCAUAAAAUGAAUUCUUGCGCUUUUUUGGCGAAAAAAACUUCUACAUCCAAAACUAGCAAGAAGCUGACACGAAUCUUUUCAUAGUCUCCUCUCAACCAAUUCUGAGAGGUCAAACCAUCCCUAAAUGCCCAUCUACAAUAGUCUUUACUCGAAUCUUGCACGUCAAGGAUUCGCAAAAUCCGUUACUCACGGUUACGCUCAAUCAGUCGUUGCCGCAACUCAUCCUCAAACUUUAGCAAAUCAAAAUCGAUCUGGUCGCGGAUUACAACGUCGAACGAGUAAGCUUGGUCAUCUACCAACUUAUACCCUUCAAAAUGCUUUUCACACAAGCUCCAAUUCGACUGUUACGACUGUUCAGGAUAGACCGGAAGGAUUAGAAAUAUUAUCGGAUGCCUGGAAGGCAAAUGAGCUAGCGAAGGAAGAGAAGAAAGGCCUAUUUCCAAAAUGUAUCGAAUGGAAGCCAGCUUCUAUUCAGGUGGAUGGAGAAGGAAAGAGCAAUAUUGUGACUAGUGAUGCAGCGAAGGAUACCUCGAAGCAACCCGACAGGACGUAUGGCACUAGCGCUGUGGAUGAUAUUAAGCAAGUUCAUUUCGAGGACGAGGAGGAAGCUGCUUUGGCCAAGAUCGAUGCGGCCAUCGAGAAGGAGAUUCAAUCGAGAGAGGAUCAGGCUGCAUUUGAGGCGGAAUUGAGUGUGGUUGCAGCACGCGUACCAACUCCUCCUAUUGCGCCAGUCCAGUCACCUGCUCUCACAGUCGUGACUAGCUUGGAGAAAUCGGAGUCAUCCCGAUCGCCUGUUAGUUCUACCACAUCAAUCACCUCAACUUCCGACCUUCAAUCACUGAGCUAUGCCGAACAUCUCACCAAACUUGCCCAAGGUGGCAGAUAUGCUGAGAUUCCUGCGGUUUUUGAGGCCAUGCUCGUUGGAGGCAUCAAACCAACGGCAACUGCAUACAACGCUCUUCUCGAUGCCGCAAUACACCUUCCUUCGGAACAAAUUCAAGUGGUUCCAAAGGCACUUGAUGUUUAUUCCGACAUGCUUAGGCGAAAGAUAUUGCCAGAUACUUCAACGUACAGCACACUCAUUAAAUUGAUUGCUUCUCGAUCCAUAACUGUAACUUCAUUGAGACAGACAUUGGAAGAAAAACGCGUUAGAUAUGGUGGAAUGGAGGAAGCUGGCAAAUUUAUGUUUGCUUCCAACGAAUUAGAGUUUGCUAUUCUCGCCGAAGAUGACAGGUUAGAUCUUGCUGUCAGGUUGUUUGAUGCAUCAAUCUCGUACCACACGGAUCGUUCAUUCCCAGCAGAAACAUAUCAUCAGCUCAUAUCCGCAUGUGCUGAUGCUGGUCGUAUCCCAGAUAUGGUACGAUUGUAUGAACAUAUGGAGACUAGCAAGGUUGUACCAUUGGCUGCUACUUUCCAGCACAUGAUCAGGGGCUUCGCUCAAUCAGGUGAUUUAAGUAGUGCUGUCGAAUGUUACAAUGAGUACAAGGAGCUGGCUGUCGCAGAUGACAGUGGCAAACUUCAAUUGUUUGAUCGUCAAGACGCACAAAUCUACGCCUCUGUUGUCAAAGCUUACGUCGCUUCCGAUAAAAUGGACGGUGCCAUGAAGUUUUACAACAGAAUUGUGGAAGGAUAUGGUGAAAAUGUUGAAGCUUUCCGGGACGUACUUAUUGAUGAAGGUUUCGUUCAGGGUCUUCUUGAACGUAAUAUGUUGACUGAAGCUCUUAGCUGGGCUGAGAGUCUACAAACUGCCACCAAAUCAUUGGUCAUGAGCACCAUCUCUAUGCGUGCUGCCGACAAGGGAGAAAGAUCCAUUGCUGUUGCAGCUUUCUCUCACAUCAACCCUGACCCAUCAAUUUCUAAGCCAACGAUGGCAUUGUUGGCUUUGAGUGUUCGCAAUGGUGAUGUUACUGCAGCUCAAAGAUACUGGGGUAUACUUACUGCCGCUGAAAUGCCUGUAUCGUCCGCUUUCAUUGAACCAACUGCCAUGUUCGCCGUUGCGAUGAUUGGUUCUGGACAGGUCCUCGAAGGUCUUACACAAUCUGAACAAAUGUUCUCCAGAAUCAGAGAAUCUUCUACGGACGUCAAUCUUCACUUGGCUGAUGAGAUUGAAGAGGGUACUGAGUUCAUUGCUCGAUUCAUGAAGUCACAUAACAUUGUUGAUCCUCGUGAUGCAGCAGUAGCAGAAGCUAUGUAUCAACAAAACUUCCAACCUGCAGUAUAUGUAGCACCACCUACAUUCGAGGAUACUUUUGAUCCUUACGCCGCUUCUACCGAUUUCAAAGGUUCAGCUCUUAUCGCCGACGAACUUGAGAGAGGAGCUAGUCGUGGCAAGGGAUCUAAGCUCAAUGAUGCUUUGGGUAGAUUCAGAAAUAUGCGUCGCGCUGGUCGUCAUCCAAGAUACAUCACUUAUGCUAAAUUAAUUUCUGCUGCUGCUCGCGAGGAACGAAUGCCCUUGGUUAAUGAUAUUCUUGGUAUGGCACGAUCCGAUGUACCUUUACUUGUCCAAUAUCCUGUUGUUCGAUAUGGUUGGGUUUCAAUCCUUGAUGCCAUGGUUGGUGCUUGCCUAACUCUUGGCAACCGCAACCUCGCUGCUCAAUACCACCAAGAACUUCUCGACAUGGGAGCCGCACCAACUGCAAACACUUUCGGUCUUUAUAUUACAACUUUGAAGGAAUCAACAAAGACUUUUGAUGAAGCUUCAGAGGCUGUCAAAAUUUUCCACCGUGCUAAGACGGAAGGUGUUGAACCUUCAUCCUUCUUGUAUAAUGCUCUGAUCGGUAAACUUGGAAAGGCUCGUCGUAUUGAUGAUUGUCUUUUCUACUUUGCUGAGAUGCGUGCUCUUGGUAUUCGACCAACUAGUGUUACGUAUGGUACCAUUGUCAAUGCUCUUUGCCGUGUUAGUGACGAAAAGUUUGCCGAAGAGUUGUUUGAAGAGAUGGAAUCUAUGCCAAACUAUAAGGCUAGACCUGCUCCUUACAACAGCUUGAUGCAAUUUUUCCUCACUACCAAGCGUGACAAGAGCAAGGUUCUCGCAUACUACGAACGAAUGAAGUCUAAGGGUAUUCAACCAACCAAUCAUACCUACAAAUUACUUGUCGACACUCAUGCUACUCUCGAACCUGUUAAUAUGGCAGCUGCUGAAGCCAUCCUUGAUAUCAUUCGUAGUAAUGGUGGAAAGCCAGAAGCUGUUCACUAUUCUUCAUUGAUUCAUGCCAAGGGUUGUGUUAUGCAUGAUAUGGAAGGUGCUCGCAAGGUUUUCGAUUCAGUUAUGGCUGAUUCUUCCAUUCGUCCUCAAGCAUGUCUUUACCAAGCUUUGUUUGAAUCCAUGGUUGCUAAUCAUAACGUCGCUGAUACCGAAUCUGUUCUUUCCGAUAUGUCUGUUAGAGGUGUUGCAAUGACUCCAUAUAUUGCCAAUACUUUAAUUCAUGGAUGGGCCAAUGAGCGCAAUAUUGAAAAGAGUAAAGCAAUUUUCGCAACUGUCGGUCGUGAAAAGAGAGAACCAAGUACUUAUGAAGCUAUGACUCGAGCUUACCUUGCUGUUGAGGAUCGCGAAAGCGCUAAGAAUGUUGUUCAAGAAAUGCUUAGCAGAGGAUAUCCAGGAGCUGUUUCAAAUAAGAUUUUGGAAUUACUCGGUGGUGGUCAUGCUGAGACCGUUCAGGUUUAGAUGAUUCACAUCAUCUAGUCUUGACAUUUGAAUUCAUUUUUCGAUUCAACCUCUUGUGGUUCAUUCAUUUCGAUUGUCUAUUUCACCUUUCGUCAUUCUUAUGUAUUGUGUUUGGACAAUCACAUCUUCAAUACAACCCGAAUAUUCUUUCCUUUUGUUCAAGUAUGUUAUGAUACCCGUGCUAUGGCACAUCAAAUGAUGGUGGCGGAUUAUGGGUAUCAAGGUCUAGGCUAGUAGUUGAGUUGGCUUGAUAUUUGCUUUCUGACUCGGCUGGCUGGUCAGACAUAGAGUUUCAGUUUUUCUUUUAUUUGUUUAUUUAUUACAUAAUAAAAUAUCAAGUCUCUUUUGAGAUUGUAGAUUUUACACUCUACGAUGUCGAGAACUGGAUAAUGGCGUUUUGGAAUGAGAGGGGUUGGGUUUGGUUUGAUGGUUACUGGAAUUAUUUGCAUACAUGCAAUGUGGCGUUUUGGGAGCGAGCGUAAAUGGAAUUUAUGCGUUAAAAGAUAAAUCUCAACUCUUAGAAGGUGGAUGGAUGGAUGGAUGGACGGGAAAAAGAAGAAAAGGGAAGAAGAAGAAGAAUUCUAUGAUGGUGAUUUAUGGAUGAAACUAUAGAUUAUCGAACUGGCUUGUUCAUUUUUCAGUGAUGAUUGUGGUGGUGGUAUUGGAAGUGGAAAAAUUACACAUACAUACAUACAAUCAAUACAUAGUAGAUAUUUUACAUAUGUAAUAAUAAAGAUUAAAAAGAUUACAAUUUACAACAAGUAUUUCCUCUGUAUUUAAACUUUU
Sclerotinia trifoliorum is the source of this 5231-nucleotide messenger RNA. The record is from the annotation of a GenBank genome assembly. NCBI's taxonomy places the organism in Eukaryota, Fungi, Ascomycota, Leotiomycetes, Helotiales, Sclerotiniaceae.